GUGUGAGUUGAGCUACAAAGCAAUUGGCGAGCGUUUUAGAACAUUUUUAAUUUAUAAUUCAAUUUAUUACCUUUUUGCGAUUCUGAAUUGAAAUAUCAGAAAUAUCAAAAGCGGCGAGGUGGCGGUCAAAAGGGCAAAGCUAUAAUCGUCACCAAAAUCUCACGCAUUGUGUGGAAUAUAAAAAAGGCCGGUAAACGCUGGCAGCAACAGUGACUGCGGCAGAGACAGAGGCAGAGACAGCGGCUGACGUGUACCAAACAAAACGCGCUGAAAUAGUUUAAUUCGUUACAAAUAGCAGAUCGUGAUCUCUGGGAGCAACAGACAUAAUUUGAACGCCACCGCGACGAUGAGCACCUUUCCUAGUUUCGCGGACAUUUCGGCCAAAUUCUCGGAGGCCACGCUGGACGAGAUUAUCCGGAAUGCUGGAGGCACCAAGCAUACAUCUUACAAAUUUGGACCAAGUGGCAAAAAGGGUGAUGCCUAUCUAAGUCGUGUCUUUCGGAUCACUAUUUUUGGUGUUAAGGAAUCGGCAGGCCAGGAUGAGGAGCAAUUGGAGGUCAGCGUGAUUGUAAAGGCAAUGCCCGACAAUCUUCAUCGAAGGCGUUUGUUCCGUUCGGUGAUAUUCUUCCGUAAUGAGAUUCACUUCUAUACCAAAGUUGUACCGGCUAUUGAAGCCUUCCAGAAGUCCAGGCAGCCGGCUCCUAAAAAGCCAUUCGUGGAGUAUCCACGCUGCCUGGCUAGUUUGUGCGAUGGAGUUAAUGAUUUUAUUGCUCUAGAGGAUGUGGGCCCGAGGGGCUAUAGGGCACCUGUGCGCCAAGACUACAUUUCUCUAGAGGAUGCCCUUCAGACAUUGCGUAGCUUGGGUCGUUUUCAUGGCGUGGCCUUGGCUUUCAAUGCCUUGGAUAAGGAGAACUUUGAGAAAGCGGCAGGAUCGCUUGAGGAAACCUAUUACGGUGAACAUACCCGUGAGUGGUACACCGGUUUCCUUCUGCUUGCAGAGAAUGUCGCCAAGGAUGCCAUUAAACAGAUUUAUCCGAAUAGCAAAUACGAGACAAUAGCUGGAAAUUUCCUGCAGCCGCCGCUCUUCGAUGAUCUGAUUAACCUGGUUUCCACACGCUCCAAGUUGACUGUCUUUGGACACGGCGAUUGUUGGACACCCAACUUUCUGACCAAAUACAAUGAACAAGGACAAACGGAGGAUAUUAUCAUCAUUGAUUUCCAGUUGGCCAGGUGCUCGUCGUUGGCCCUGGACCUAAGCUUCUUUGUCUACUCAUGCACUAGUCAGGAAUUAAGGGAACAGCACUACGAUAAGUUGCUGCGUGCCUACUUGGAGAGUGCCCAGGAAUUGAUACAUGAUCUGGGUGGCAAUGCAGAGGCAAUCAUCUCGUGGGAAUCAUUGCAAGAGGAGUUAAAGAACUUCGGACGUUUUGGCUGUGGAAUGGGUAUUGAAUCACUGCCGAUGACCAUGAUUGAGGAUGAUGAAGUGGCGGAUCUGGAUGGAAUUAAGGAGAACGCCAUUCUCACCGACGUCUGGAACAUCACGCCGUUCAAGGAGCCAGCCAAGCAACAGCGUUUGGCUGAUAUCUUCAAGCAUGCCAUCGACCAGGGCUACAUUAAGUAGGAAAUCGUAGAUUAUGAAGUACUCAUUGUUUUUUCUAUGAUCAAACCGAAUUCAUCAAGUAUUGGGAAGUGUUUGUUUUGUAUCCCAAAUGUAUGUACAAAAUAUAAAUCCAUAUUAUUAAAAGCAUAUUUAAAAAGCAA
Molecule: messenger RNA, 1761 nt
Organism: Drosophila eugracilis
Lineage: Eukaryota; Metazoa; Arthropoda; Insecta; Diptera; Drosophilidae
Exons: 3
Coding region: 347-1621 (424 amino acids)
Source: RefSeq, a predicted model, not a curated record